GGUACCUGGACCAUGGUACAUGAAACCGCCUGGCGCAUCCGUUGGGGAUCUGGAGGAUGAAAUCGCCCCCUCGUUGGAAGACAGGACAAGGCCAGCCAACCCUAGAAGCACGGCAGUGGUUUCAGCGCGUUCUUGAUUCCAGUGAGUUGACUGGCGGCUAGGACGGCCGCGUGGGUGCAGUGUAGGCGACCGGGCGCGAGGUAGCGGCGAUUCACCGGCGGCGGCUAUGGACUUCGCCUGGAAACAAUGAGCAGACUGUGAUUGCAGUGUGGCAAUCUAUAAUGGCGCAACUACGGGAUGCGCAAAUGGUGGCGCUGUGGUGGAAGAGGGUGCGUGCAGCCAUGUCCGGUCGGCAUAGCCGGAUCCAUCCUGGUGGCCAUCGUGCAAGCAGCAGCAGGUGCCGGCGACGGAGAAGGUGACGGGCAGGCCGAUUCAGCGGAGUGCAGCGUGAAUAUGGAUGAAAAAAAGAUGGACUGGACCAAAAGAUAUGGGAAGAGCCGUCUGAAUGCAGAGAAGACAAAGUGCAUGCAGGAAAUCGUGUGCGGAUGCUCGGGCAAACCAGAGGAUGAAAAUACGAAGUUCUGCCGGUGCGAGUGCCCCCCGAAGCUCGGGCUUCGAAGGACAUCUGACAGUCGGUGGUACAUUAUAGAGCACAGGUUGAAGCAUAACCACACAAUAAUGGACAAUUGUGGCAAAAAGGUAUUCUGUAAUGGACAUAGACCUGUACACCAAGGACCUUGUCCGUCAGCUACGGGACAACAACAUAAACAUUGGGAAAGUGUGCAGAAUAAUCGUCGCCGCCUUCGGAAAUGCAAGAAAUGUGCUGUUCACAAAAUGGUCACUUCUGAACAUGUGUGGUUAGCUAAGAUGCAGGCGGAUGGUGAGAGGCUCAGAGCAAUGAAGAAUCUAAUGUGGUCCAUUGUUGCACCCAAGACAAUUUUAACAUAUCAGUGCCGGCCAGUGGAAUUGGCAAUAGGGAAUGUGAUGCCUGCCACAACACAUCGGUGUUUCAAGUGGUGAUGGAGUAUGUUGGAGUCACAGAGACCCAAAGAAGCACAUAUUAAAGCGAUGGACGAGGUAUGUUAGGUAUGUUCUGCCUGAUCACUUGAGGCAUGACUAGCGAGACCAAGUGAAUGGCAAAGAGGUAACAUAUAGUACAUUGUAGCCUAUACAUACUUGCAAUGGAACUUGUGAGGCUCAGGGAUUCCAGCGCACAAACGAGAAAUGUGUGUCACUAUUUAAGGAAAAUCUUGUGGCAUUGGCGCCUUACGAAAAUGCUAGAGAUGGACUGGAAGAUAGAAUUGCUGGUGCUGUGAGGAAGCGAGCAGAAGUUCUUGACGAAUGAUAUGUAGAUUGCAGUGGCAAAAGUGGCAACCCGUUGCAAGAGCACAUGUAUGAAACAUGGGGCUACCUGACAUCGAAUGAUUGCUUCUCAUUAGCUUGCUUAUUAGCCUACUGUUAGUGACAGAAAAAACUUAAUUCUGACAAUUUGUAAGGGCUGAGUGUGUUUUAUGCAGAAAUCGGUAAUGCAGUUUUCGAUUUGCUUAGGACGCAACCUGUU
Messenger RNA from Lolium perenne, 1561 nucleotides. RefSeq lists its product as uncharacterized. NCBI's taxonomy places the organism in Eukaryota, Viridiplantae, Streptophyta, Magnoliopsida, Poales, Poaceae. The record is from RefSeq and is a predicted model, not a curated record.